AUUUAUAGACCAUACAAAUGUACUUGUGCCCACAGCCAGUGAGCUGCUGGUGUGAAGGUCACUGACUGACUGUCAGCUUCCCUGCUGGCCUGUCCUUUGUAUCUCAUGGGGGGCAGAGCUCACUCCUAAGGACACCAAUCUCAGGGCAACUGGACCAACAUCAAGGGCACAGAAGAGUGUUCUGUUCCCAGAAUUUGCUGAGAUGAAUGGUCUAGUGCGAUGCAUCACCAGUUGCUCAGUGCCCUUGCUUCACAGUAUAAAUUCUAGCACACUGCAGCCAGCAACCGGACAACGUUCUUUUAGAACUUUCCAAAUCUUAUGGAAUCAACAGACAGCCAAAGGAAUUCGCUACAAGGAUCUAGUUGUGGGUAUCCCCAAAGAAACAUACAAAAAUGAGAAGCGAGUGGCACUCUCUCCUGCUGGUGUCCAGGCCUUAGUUAAACAAGGCUUUAAUGUGCAAGUGGAACAUGGAGCUGGUGAAGAAGCAAAGUUUUCUGAUGAGCAAUACAAAGCGGCUGGAGCAGAAAUCAAUGACUUGAAAACUGUAUUUGGCUCAGAUAUUGUUUUAAAGGUCAGAGCCCCAGGUUUCAAUGAAGUGCUGGGAGUGCACGAGGCUUCUUUGCUCAAGGAGAAAGCAACACUUGUCAGCUUUAUCUACCCUGCUCAGAACCCAGAUCUCCUAGGCAAACUUGCUCAGCGCAAAGCCACAGUCUUGGCAAUGGACCAAGUUCCUCGAGUCACUAUUGCUCAAGGAUAUGAUGCUUUAAGCUCGAUGGCCAACAUUGCAGGGUACAAGGCUGUAAUCCUGGCAGCUAAUCAUUUUGGUCGAUUUUUUACUGGUCAGAUAACAGCAGCUGGAAAGGUGCCUCCUGCAAAGAUGUUGAUAAUUGGUGGUGGCGUGGCUGGGCUUGCUGCUGCGGGAGCUGCCAGAGCAAUGGGAGCCAUUGUCAGGGGAUUUGACACCAGGCUGCCAGCACUGGAGCAGUUUAAAUCCCUUGGAGCAGAACCUCUCGAAGUGAAUAUUGCUGAAACUGGAGAAGGUGUUGGAGGCUAUGCAAAAGAAAUGUCCAAAGAAUUUAUUGAAGCGGAAAUGGCAUUAUUUGCCAAACAGUGUAAAGAGGUGGAUAUUCUUAUUAGUACUGCCCUUAUACCAGGGAAAAAAGCCCCAAUCCUAAUCACAAAGAAUAUGGUAGAGUCAAUGAAGGAUGGAUCGGUAAUUGUGGAUCUUGCAUCUGAGGCUGGUGGCAAUGUGGAAACGACUCAUCCUGGAGAGCUUUAUAUUCACGAGGGUGUGGUUCACAUUGGUUAUACAGAUUUGCCAAGUAGAAUGGCAACUCAGGCCAGUAGCCUGUAUUCCAACAACAUCUUGAAAUUAUUAAAAGCUAUUUCUCCUGACAAAGAAUAUUUUCAUUUUGAGCCAAAAGAUAAUUUUGAUUAUGGGACUAUUGAUCAUGUCAUUAGAGGAACCAUGGUAAUGAAGGAAGGUAAGAAUUUAUUUCCAGCACCUUUACCAAGAACAAUGCCACCUUCUGUCCCUGCUAAACAAAAAACUGUGCAAGAACUAGAAUCUGAGAAAAAAGCCUCCAUCUCACCAUUCAGAAAAACCAUGACAUCAGCUGGAGUUUACACAGCAGGCUUGACAGGUGUUUUAGGAUUGGGGCUUAUUUCUCCUAAUGCUGCUUUUACUCAAAUGGUGACCACAUUCGGUCUCGCUGGACUCGUUGGCUAUCAUACUGUCUGGGGUGUCACACCAGCCCUGCAUUCACCCCUCAUGUCAGUAACAAAUGCAAUUUCUGGUCUUACUGCUGUUGGAGGUUUGGUUUUAAUGGGUGGAUCUUACCUUCCUUCUAGCUUGCCUCAAACAUUAGCCUUACUAGCUGCAUUUGUUUCUUCUGUCAAUAUUGCAGGCGGUUUCUUAAUUACACAACGAAUGCUGGAUAUGUUCAAACGACCUACAGACCCACCGGAAUAUAAUUAUCUCUAUCUCCUCCCUGGAGCAGUGUUUGUUGGAGGAUAUGGUGCCUCUCUUGCCAGUGGAUAUAACAUUGAACAGAUGAUCUAUUUGGGCUCAGGUCUUUGCUGUGUUGGUGCACUGGCAGGAUUGUCUAGUCAGAACACUUCUAGACUUGGCAAUGCCCUAGGUAUGAUUGGGGUGGCUGGUGGUGUAGCAGCUACACUAGGAGCACUGAACCCAUCACCAGAAGUACUCGCUCAGAUGUCUGCUGCCAUGGCAAUGGGUGGUACAAUAGGUCUCACAGUUGCGAAACGGAUUGAAAUCUCUGACCUUCCACAGCUUGUAGCUGCAUUUCACAGUCUGGUUGGGUUGGCCGCAGUUCUUACAUGUAUUGCUGAGUAUAUGAUCGAAUAUCCACACCUCGAUGUUCACCCUUCUGCCAGUGUUCUCAAAACUGUGGCAUAUUUGGGCACCUAUAUUGGGGGUGUAACCUUCAGCGGUUCGUUAGUGGCUUAUGGAAAACUGCAAGGUUUAUUGAACUCAGCGCCGCUCCUUCUACCUGGUCGCCAUUACUUGAAUGGCGGGUUGCUGGCAGCGUCAGUGGGUGGUAUGGGGCUGUUUAUGCUGGACCCAAGCUACACUACCGGCAUGGCCUGUCUUCUUGGUGUUUCAGGACUUUCCUCAAUCAUGGGAGUCACGCUUACGGCAGCUAUUGGUGGUGCAGAUAUGCCUGUGGUCAUCACUGUAUUGAACAGCUAUUCUGGAUGGGCUUUGUGUGCGGAAGGAUUCCUUCUUGAUAACAACCUGAUGACAAUUGUUGGUGCCUUGAUUGGGUCCUCUGGAGCGAUUCUCUCUUACAUCAUGUGUGUGGCCAUGAAUAGGUCUUUGCCAAAUGUGAUUUUGGGUGGAUUUGGUACAUCUUCUACGGGUGGAGGGAAACCUAUGGAAAUUGUUGGAACACAUACCGAAGUCGGAAUUGACCAAGCCAUUGAAAUGAUAAAGGAAGCGAACUCUGUCAUCAUUACCCCUGGUUGGGGUCUUUGUGCAGCCAAGGCCCAGUAUCCCAUUGCUGACAUGGUGAAAAUGCUUAAUGAACAAGGAAAGAAAGUCAGGUUUGGUAUCCAUCCUGUAGCAGGCCGUAUGCCAGGACAACUGAAUGUACUAUUGGCAGAAGCUGGUGUACCUUAUGAUGUUGUAUUAGAAAUGGAUGAGAUAAAUGAAGAUUUCCCAGAAACGGACUUGGCUCUGGUCAUUGGUGCAAAUGACACAGUAAACUCUGCAGCACAGGAAGAUCCCAAUUCUAUUAUUGCUGGCAUGCCUGUACUGGAGGUCUGGAAAGCUAAGCAGGUCAUCGUCAUGAAGCGUACACUGGGAGUUGGGUAUGCUGCAGUUGACAAUCCCAUUUUUUACAAACCUAACACUGCAAUGCUGCUUGGGGAUGCAAAGAAAACAUGUGAUGCUUUACAAGGCAAGAUUAGGGAAAUGUAUUAUACUCAUUAACACUGAUAUUCAGAAUUGUAAAAGGGUACUAGAUAUAAUUUAUAUAUUUCAGUAAAUAGUUUGGAGGCGUAUCCAGCACCUUAUUUAUAUGCAACCAUUUCAAAAAUAAAAGAGCAUCCAAACAUAACAAAUUAGCUCUUAGACUGAUUGGUGAUUUAUGUGCCUUAGUACACACAAAUGUAAGUCCCUGUAUUUAAUAAUAAUAAUAAUAAUAAAAA
Chrysemys picta bellii (western painted turtle) is the source of this 3672-nucleotide messenger RNA. RefSeq names its product NAD(P) transhydrogenase, mitochondrial-like. Gene Ontology annotation, cellular component: mitochondrial inner membrane. The record is from RefSeq and is a predicted model, not a curated record. NCBI's taxonomy places the organism in Eukaryota, Metazoa, Chordata, Testudines, Emydidae. Gene Ontology annotation, biological process: proton transmembrane transport; NADPH regeneration. Gene Ontology annotation, molecular function: NADP binding.